AUGAGGCUGCUGCUGCUCGUCCUGCCCUCACUCCUCUGUGCCGCUACGGAGCCUCUCGUGACUCACCCCAGGGACAGGCACGCGUGUCCCCUGGGGCAGUUUCCCUGCGGCAACCUCUCCGUGUGCCUGCCCCAGGCCCUGCACUGCAACGGGGUGGACGACUGCGACAACGGGGCCGACGAGGAGAACUGCGUGGACAACACCGGCUGGCUGUGGGUCCUGGGCGACAAGCUGGCCACACACAGCAGCGGCACGGCGGUGGAAGACGAGGCAGACCCCUGCUCGCUGGAGCUGUUCCCGGAGCGCUGCCGGUGCUGGGGCCAGGCCGUGGACUGCACUGCGCAGGACCUCCGCGCUGUGCCCUGGGUGUCCCCCAACGUGACGAGGCUGGACCUGAAGAAAAAUAAAAUCCCCUCUCUGCUGGACAGUCAGUUCGCCAGGUACAGGAGGCUGAAGAAGCUUUUUUUGCAAAACAACAGGAUCCGUAUGAUCUCACCCAAAGCGUUCGCUGGACUUUCUCAGCUCAAAAUGUUGUUCCUCAGCCACAACAAGAUCUCCCAGCUGAAGCCCCAGGUUUUCGAGGACCUGCAGCACCUUGAGUGGCUGAUGCUGGACAACAACAGGAUCGCCAGGAUCGCCCCCGCCGCUUUUGCAGGGCUGAGGUCCCUGUACUUUCUGUACAUGCUGAACAACUCCCUGGCUAAAAUCCCCAACGCCUCCCUGUGUGCGGAGAUGCCGAAGCUGAGCUGGCUGGAUCUGGAAGGGAACAGGAUCCAAGCAGUGCGUGGGGCAGUGUUCCAGGAGUGCCACGAGCUCACCGUGCUGGUCCUGCGCAGGAACGAGAUCAGGUGGAUCCAAGGCGGGACGUUUUCCAGGCUGAACAGGCUGGUGGAGCUAGACCUGUCCCGCAACGGGCUCAAUGAGCUCCCGGCAUCGCUGUUCAGCGGCCUGGCCAACCUGCAGCAGCUGAAUAUUUCCUACAACCCCUUGAUCGAGAUCUUCCCCGGGCAGUUUGAGAGCCUGUCCCAGCUGCAGUCCCUGAGCUUGGAAGGGCUGGAGAUCCCCGACAUCCACAACCUGACCUUCCGCAGGCUGGCCAACCUCUCCCACAUCUACUUCAAGAAGUUCCAGUACUGCAGCUCCGCGCCCCACGUGCGCAGCUGCAAGCCCAACACCGACGGCAUCUCCUCCUUCGAGCACCUCCUGGCCAACAUCAUCCUGCGCGUCUUCGUCUGGGUCAUCGCCUGCGUCACCUGCCUCGGCAACCUCUUCGUCAUCUGCAUGCGCUCCCUCAUCGCCACGGAGAACAGCCAGCACGCCAUGGCCAUCAAGUCCCUGUGCUGUGCAGACGGCCUGAUGGGCAUCUACCUCUUCGUCAUCGGCGCCUUCGACCUCAAGUACUCGGGCGAAUACAACAAGCACGCGCAGGGCUGGAUGGCCAGCCUGCAGUGCCAGCUGGUGGGCAGCCUGGCCAUGCUGUCCUCCGAGGUGUCCGUCCUGCUGCUGACCUACAUGACCCUGGAGAAGUACUUCUCCAUCGUUUUCCCCUUCAGCCACCACAGAGCCGGCAGGAAGCAGACGGCCUCGGUGCUGGCCGUCAUCUGGCUCCUGGGCUUCUCCCUCAGCCUCGUCCCCCUGUGGUGUAAGGAGGCCUUCGGCAACUACUACGGCAGGAACGGGGUUUGCUUCCCGCUGCAGUCCGACCUGGGCGAGCGGCCCAGCGCCAGGGGCUUCUCCACCACCAUCUACCUGGGCUUGAACCUCGCGGCCUUCAUCACCAUCGUCUUCGCUUACACCGGCAUGUUCUACUCCAUCCACGUCACUGCGUCCAGGACGGCCGAGAGGAGCGUCUGCUCCCGGGAAGUCGCCAUCGCAAAGCGCUUCUUCUUCAUCGUCAUCACCGAUGCUCUCUGCUGGAUACCCAUCUUCCUCCUCAAGCUGCUCUCCCUGCUGCAGGUGGAAAUACCAGGCACCAUCACCUCCUGGGUGGUCAUCUUCAUCCUGCCCAUCAACAGCGCCCUCAACCCCAUCCUCUACACCAUCACCACCGCCCCCUUCCAGGAGCAGCUGAAGGGCUGUCUGCAGGCCAAGCGGCCGGCGCCGCACGAGUCCCAGCGGAGCUCCGUGCUGGCAGCACCGCAGGCCAGCACCGUCUGACGCUGCCCGGCGGCACAGGGUGCCCCAGGAGUGGAGCAUCUCCCCCGGCGGCACGCAGGGGCCGUGCCACCAAGGGCACGAGCACCUCCAGUUCAGCCGCUUGCUGCCACCGCGGCGCUCGUGUGGGCCUGGGGGCUCGGGGGCUGCGGGUGCCCCCAGGCAGCCCCUGCUGUCCAACCCCACGGAGGGUCUGGCUCCUGCUGCCCAAGUCACGGCUGCUCUCGGGUUACUUUUUUGGCCUCGUUCUGCCAAAACGUUGGACGUGGGGCCGGAUGGCUCCAGCCACCACGUAAAAGCAUUGCCCAGCCCCACGAGGUCCCUGGGCCGGGGAACCGGCCAGCAGCACCCUCACACCACGGGGGUUCUCCAGCCAGCAGGUAUCGUUAGUACUUUAUUAAUUACAUGGAUGGGAAGAGCAGCCCCGAUCCAAGUCAAACACUCUGUUGCAGUUGCGUAUGAUACAAAACAAGGAACAGUCCCUUAAAUACAAAAUACACGUCUCUUAAGUGAACAUCACUGGCGCCGAGCUCUACCGCCGGAGUUAUAUAUUAAUAUUCCAACUGUACAAGUAUUUAUAGGUAGAAAAAAAGAAAGGUUUAAAAAAAUAUUAGGAGAAAAAUCACUCCCUCAAAA
Oxyura jamaicensis (ruddy duck) is the source of this 2790-nucleotide messenger RNA. Its product is annotated as relaxin receptor 1-like. Gene Ontology annotation, cellular component: membrane. The record is from RefSeq and is a predicted model, not a curated record. Gene Ontology annotation, molecular function: G protein-coupled receptor activity; protein binding. NCBI's taxonomy places the organism in Eukaryota, Metazoa, Chordata, Aves, Anseriformes, Anatidae. Bases 1 to 2157 code for a protein of 718 amino acids. The transcript is spliced from 18 exons. Gene Ontology annotation, biological process: G protein-coupled receptor signaling pathway.